AUUUGUUAACAUUCCCGCAAUCGAGUCGGGCGCUGGCGUCGCACAGCGCUUAGGCGCUGUGUUUCAGUCAGCGCCCGACGUGUGUAGAGGCUAUGUCUUUGUCUUAAUAGUGUUGCUGCAGCUUACGUGGAUUUUAAUUGUGGAGAACUAUAUAACAAGGGCCACGCGAAUAUAGAUAUUAUCAAGAAAAAGGUAUCUAUGCAUUUGAUGGCAACAGGCAAAACAUUUUUCGUAGGUGGCAGUACUGCAUGAAUCGAAACGGGGGGCUACAGCAGCAAUGAUGGCUUAGCGCCCAAACGGCGUGACGUCAUGGCCAGGGUGCGGGCGCGGCCGGUAAGAGGCUGGACUUGGGCCGUGUGUUGGUUGGCAGGACUGUGCGCUCUGGCCACGGCAGAGGUGUCCCAGCAAUGUCCUCCACGAGGAGAGAUAUCGCCGUGCACCUGUCAAGUGAAAAAGAAUGGACUAGACAUCUUGUGCGAGUUCACCGAUCAGCAACAUAUUAGCGAUGCUAUGGGCAUCCUUAAAGGCAAAUCGCUGGUAAUCUUCUAUUUAAAGCUCCGCCAUAAUAAUCUGCGAAAGCUGCCCGGGUUUGUUUUUCUUGGAUUAGAUAUCCAUCACUUAACCAUACAUAAUAGUAGUUUGUCCGUUGUCGAAGAGGCUUCUUUAAGUUCAAUAGGGAAAAUGUUGACACAGCUCGACGUCUCACAGAACAGCUUAACACAAGUGCCGUCGGCCGCUUACAAAAACCUGCACCACCUCCUGAUUUUAAAUAUGAAUCACAACAAGAUCGGCAGCUUGCACGCCAGAGCCUUUCAGGGACUAGAUACCCUCGAAAUCCUCACGCUUUAUGAAAACAAGAUUACGUCAAUUGAUGCUGAGGCUUUCAUGGGGCUCGAAAAGAAGUUAAAGCGACUUAACCUGGGAGGCAACGGAUUAACGGCUGUUCCCCAAAAAUCUUUGGGUAUACUUGAUAUGUUGAAGAAGCUUGAGAUGCAAGAAAACCGAAUCACCGAAAUUAAGGAAGGAGAUUUCGAAGGCAUGAGAAAUUUGGAUUCUCUAGGCUUGGCACACAACAAACUUCGAAUUGUUCCCUCUCGAGUGUUUUCCCAUCUGACUCUUUUAAACUCUUUAGAAUUGGAUGGCAACAAUAUUGACACUAUUGACAAGGAUGCCUUUGCAGGCUUAGAGGAAAAUCUUCAGUAUCUCAGGCUGGGAGAUAACAACAUUCAUACGAUACCUACGGAGGCACUAAAGCGGCUGCAUCGGCUACGUCAUUUAGACCUCAGAGCAAACAAUAUUUCCUUUAUUUCUGAGGAUGCCUUCGCUGGUUUUGGAGAUUCGAUAACUUUUCUUAAUUUACAAAAAAAUGACAUUAAGUCGUUGAACGGGAUGAUUUUCGAAAAUUUAAAUUCGCUGGAGACAUUAAAUCUACAGAACAACAAGCUGAUGCAUGUGCCAGAAGAUGUAAUGGAGCCCAUUUUAGAUACUCUUCGGGUUGUAGAUUUAAUGGAUAAUCCUCUUUUAUGCGAUUGCGAACUGCAGUGGUACAAAAACUGGCUCCGCAACCUUAAAGACAAAGACGACGAGAUGAUGCAGAAAAAGCGCACGGUUUGCACGAUGCAGCACGAACAUCGCGAGUACAGCUUACAAAGCUUACCCCUGGACAAGAUGAAGUGCAAGAUUAAAUCUUACGAGAAUUCUGCUUACAGUAAUGCCGUGACGCUCCGGGGUGACUUGGUCGCUUGUUUAAUAUUUAUCUUAGCUAAGUUUUUGCUCGUGGUUAGUUAAAAUCGAGGAUAGUCAUGUAGAUGUUUCCGCUGAUAGUUUUGUAGUUUAUAGUGACUAUUUUAAUAGGGUACAUUUUCUUUAAAGUAUACAUUAUUAAAUUAGUCAUAUUAAAUUUAAAAAUGUUACACAAAGAACUAGAUUAUAGUUUUAUAGAUCUUAAUAAUAUAUAACAUUUAACUAUAGAGCAUGAAAAUAGGAUUCACUUCGUUUAUAAAACUAUCUUGCAAUAUUGCUGUAGAGCAUGUAAGUGCUUCUUAUAGAUGUGCGAAUAUAUUAGGCCUUUCUACAGUUUUAAUGAUGAUGGGUUUAUUGGUCUGAAUUAAAUCACUCUUCUUGAAAAGGGUUAGUGUAAAGGCACACAACUAAAAGUUUAAUGAUUUAAGCUAAAACCAGAAAGUUUUUUUAGGUCAGCAAAUAUCAUCAUCAGUAUUUAUUAUAAACAUACGUAAUAAAAAGGAAAUUUGUGGUGUUUGAUCUGGUCUUGCGACAGAAUUAAACUGUACAGAAGGAAUAACGUUUUUUGCAGCUUGAAGCAAGAUAGUGCAAUAGGAUCAGAAAUACGCAAAUACCACAAAUUUUACGGUAAUUUUUAGAUUCUAUUUGGCAUGUUUAUUGCUCCCUACUUGGUUUCAGAUAAAUAAAAAAUUUGUAAAAAUUGUAUUAGUACAUUUAACGCUAGAAAAUUGCAUUAAGUAAUUUAUUUUUUUCUUGAACAAAGGUAUUUUAUGCAAUCCGAGGAAACAGAUCUACUAUAACAAAUAUUUUUAAAAUGUAUUUAUAAAACUGAAAAACUAUUCAUGGCUAUAAAUUUUUUUCCAUAAAAAUUAACUGAAAUCUUCAAAAUUAUUAAUUGUAGAAGUAUCUUCUGACGGUAAGCAAAUAAGGAGUUUAUACCAUAUUGUCAUGUGAGCAUAUUUAUUGAUUCUUGAUAUUAAAGUAUGUUUAAUAUAUCCCUAGAAUAAGAUCCAUAUCUAGAGCACAAUAGGUUUUUAAAUCUUCUCUGAUAAAUUAGUAUGAAAUAUAGUAAUGAAAUCCAACAAUUUGUUUUUAUUUGUUAUCGGGUUAUUUCUUCUUGAAUAUGAAUUUAUGUAAAUGCAAAACUUACUGUUGACUAAGCAAAUAUUUGUUCCUUAUAAUAACAAAAGAAAUUAGUUCAGAUAAAUAUUUCUAGUGAAUGGUUUUAAUAAAAAAAAUGGAAGUCUAGCCCAAAAAAAUAUAAAUAGCGAAAAACUUCAAAGAAAAUAUUAUUUAACCAUCAUUAAAUUCCAGUUCCUUGAACUAAAUCUGACUUAUAAACUGAAAUCACUGUGGCGUAAAUAUGUCAAAUUAGAAUAUUUAAAAUACAUAAAUCUAUUUACGAUAUUUAAAUACAAAUUUUCCCUUUACUGUGUAUUGUAACUGUUCUUAAAAUAUCUCAAUGUGUAGACGUAGAAAAUAAAAGUAGUGACACACUUUUAAAAUAUGUAUUCCUUGUUUCAAAUUUAAUAAUAUUCCUUAUUUAAGCGCAUCCAAGCACUUUAGUGUAUAUUGGAUCAGGCCUAUACAUAUCAUGAAAAAAGACCUUGUAUAACAAAAAUCAUAUCAGCACUCGUGCCACCUAAAUGAUUUCCAAACAUUUUAAUGGAUAAAAAAUGUUAGGAAAUGAGGGUAAGCAGGUAACUAGGUUAGUGAAAAAAUAUAUUGUGAGCCUUGAUAUUCAUAUCAAUGUAACUUUAAGGGUAAUUCAUAUAUUAAAGUUAAUAUUAAUAUUAGUAGUAUUAAGAUUUUAAACCUCUGUGGUCACAAAACUGAGUUAGAUGUUCUGAAUACUGUUUCUGCUCUACACGUACCUUGAACCAUUAUUAAUAUAAUAGAUUUAUAAGUCAAAAUUCAAUUUUAAAAACUUCUAAAUAUAUGACAAGACAACCUUUUUUGGCUGAAAAUUUAUAAAAGGAUGGAUUUUAAAUUAAAUAUUAAAAACGAUUUUUUAAACGUAAUUGGAGCAAUAUCUUAUAUAGUUAUUGAACUUUUUUCCAAACAUAUCAUUAUACACUAUUUACAUUAAAUUUAGACUAUCUGUGGUAAUAAUUAACAUAUCUUUGUAAGAAUUAAGAACAAGAAAAUUUAAGUAUGCAGUUUAGGCGGUCGUUUCAAAAAAUGUAAAUGACGCCAGACCACUUCGAGACAUAUCCGAUUGGGGAACCACAUAAUGUCGCGUUGAAAUGUUAAAAAGCUCAAGAGAAAAAUAUUUUUCUAAAUUUUCUAUUAGCAAAAAGGGUCGUUAUCGGCAUUUCAACGCAACUGUGGUACCCGAUCCACUUUUUUACUCUUUAACGUAUUAUCAUUAAUAUCCAAAAAUCUAUUGGUAUUUAGCAUUCUAUAUCGUAAACAUUUUAUCUAUGAUGUUAAGAAAUUGGCUGUUGUGCAAUAAGUGUCAUACAUAUAUUUAUCCAGAUUAACUAUAUAUUGUUUCUGAACUGUAAUAUUCUAUCUAUAAAUGUCAAAUUCAAUAAAAAUGGCUCUAUGCUGCAAGUAAA
Molecule: messenger RNA, 4304 nt
Organism: Anthonomus grandis grandis
Lineage: Eukaryota; Metazoa; Arthropoda; Insecta; Coleoptera; Curculionidae
Product: slit homolog 1 protein
Exons: 11
Coding region: 310-1788 (492 amino acids)
Molecular function (GO): protein binding
Source: RefSeq, a predicted model, not a curated record